This is a messenger RNA of Prosopis cineraria, 2439 nucleotides long. Its product is annotated as subtilisin-like protease SBT3. The coding region runs from base 115 to 2388 and encodes 757 amino acids. Gene Ontology annotation, biological process: proteolysis. The record is from RefSeq and is a predicted model, not a curated record. Lineage: Eukaryota; Viridiplantae; Streptophyta; Magnoliopsida; Fabales; Fabaceae. The transcript has a single exon. Gene Ontology annotation, molecular function: serine-type endopeptidase activity.
GCUUCACUCUCUUUCACGCACUAACCAAGAUGACAGCUAUAUAUAUACACGAGUCCCCUCAUCAAUUCGCCUCACUUCACAGAGUUCAGAUAAUUGAUAAUAUAUCAACUAGCCAUGGUUACGCAUGGAUGUCUGUAUCUGUGGAUGCUUUAUAUCAUUACAGUAUUAUCAUGCCUGGGGGCCGCGCUGGCCCAGUCGGACAACUACAUCGUCCAUAUGGACUUAUCAGCCAUGCCCAAAGCCUUCUCCACCCGACACCACUGGUACUUGGCCACACUUGCCUCCGCUACUUCCGACCCUGCUUCUCCUUCUUCCAAGCUCAUCUACAGCUAUUCCCAUGUCAUGAAUGGAUUCAGUGCGAGGUUGUCCGCUUCUGAGCUUAAUGCCCUGAAAAACUCCCCCGGUUAUGUUUCUUCCUUCCCUGAUUCCCCCGUCAAACUCGACACCACUCGUUCGCCCCAGUUCCUUCGCCUCAACCCCCUCGCCGGCGCCUGGCCCGAGUCCGACUACGGUAAAGACGUCAUCGUUGGUUUGGUCGACUCUGGGGUUUGGCCAGAAUCUCAGAGCUAUAACGAUGAUGGCAUGUCCGAGAUACCUUCCCGAUGGAAAGGCAAAUGUGAGAACGGCACCCAGUUCAAUUCCUCCUUGUGCAACAAAAAGCUCAUUGGAGCUCGUUUCUUCAACAAAGGGCUGCUAGCCAAGAAUCCCAACGUGACGAUAUCCAUGAAUUCGGCUCGUGAUACUGAGGGUCACGGAACUCACACUUCGACCACCGCCGUUGGCAGCAGAGUUGAGGGUUCAUCUUACUUUGGCUAUGCCUCUGGCACGGCGACCGGCGUUGCUCCACGGGCUCGAGUGGCCAUAUACAAAGCCUUCUGGGAAGACGAAACCUACCAAUCUGAUGUCAUAGCUGCUAUUGACGGCGCGAUAGAAGAUGGGGUGGAUGUUCUUUCCUUGUCGUUUGGCUUCGACGAGACACCCAUGUACGAAGACCCCGUCGCCAUAGCUACUUUUGCGGCCAUGGAGAAGGGGGUUUUUGUCUCUGCAUCAGCAGGGAACGAUGGGCCAGGUCUUCGAACUUUGCACAACGGAACGCCAUGGGUCAUAACCGUGGCUGCUUCCACUCUGGACCGUGAAUUUCUUGGCGUUCUAACCCUUGGCAAUCGUGUUCCGGUCACUGGCAGGUCCCUAUACGUAGGGAACUUCCCUGCAACCCAACUCCCACUGGUUUUUAUGGGAUCCUGUGACAGUUUGAAGAAACUGAUCAAAGUGAGGAGUAAGAUAGUGGUAUGCGAAGACACUUACGAGAACAGCACCCUGCUUGAUCAAAUGAUAAAUCUAGACAAGGCAAAAGUUUCGGGGGGUGUCUUCAUAUCCAAUAACCAAGAAAUAACAAUCGCCCUCCAGUUCAGCGAUAUCCCGACCAUCUUUGUGAGUCCAGAGAAUGGAGAAGUUCUGAAGGACUAUAUCAGCAAGAGUAAGUCGCCAAAAGCAAGCUUGAAAUUCAAAAUCACGUCUUUGGGUACGACACGUGCACCUAUUGUAGACUUUUACAGCUCUAGAGGACCGUCCCAAAGCUGCCCAUUCGUGUUAAAGCCUGAUGUCACAGCUCCCGGAACCUUAAUCUUAGCCGCAUGGCCUCCAAACAUUCCGAUUGGGAGGGCGAAGUCCAAGAAUUUGUUCGGCAAUUUCAACUUGGUAUCAGGAACGUCCAUGUCGUGCCCGCACGUGGCGGGAAUAGCAGCUCUCAUAAAGGGAGUACAUCGUGAUUGGAGCCCCGCCGCCAUUCGAUCAGCCAUAAUGACAUCAUCGGACUUGGUAGACAACGACCUCGGAAUAAUCAGAGACCGUGGGCAUAGAUACGAAGCAGCCUCUCCCUUGGCCAUGGGAGCCGGUCAUGUCAACCCCGAUAAAGCACUUGACCCUGGUCUCGUUUACGAUGCGGGAACUGAGGAUUACGUGAAUCUUCUGUGUGCGCUAAACUACACUGUAAAGAACAUUAAGGCCGUCACCAGAUCCUCUUCUCAUAAUUGUUCCAGCCCCUCCUUGGACCUGAACUACCCAUCUUUCAUAGCCUUCUUCAAUCCCAACGAUACCGCCUCGACAGUCAGGGAAUUUCAAAGAACUGUCACCAAUGUCGGAGAGGGACCAUCUAUCUACCAACCUUCGAUAACACCCAUCGAAGGGCUUAAUGUCAGCGUCAUCCCCAGCGUGUUGGUCUUCGCGGACAAGAACGAGAAAUUAAGCUACAAGCUGAGAAUCGAGGGCCUUGGAGUCCUGAAGGACGAGGUGGCUUUUGGUCAACUUAUCUGGUCGGACAAGACACACUCGGUUCGGAGCCCUAUUGUAGUCACAAGUCUCAGCUCAAAACCGAAAUUGUCACACUAGAAUUGCUUUAUAAAAACUGUAAACCAGUCAGCGUGUGAUAUGAAUAAUACA